AUGGCUACACAAAGAUUUUGUUUGCGUUGGAACAAUCACCAGACUAACAUGUUGUCGGUGUUCGAUCAGCUCCUCCACGCUGAGACCUUCACUGACGUCACGCUGGCUGUUGAAGGCCAGUUGCUUAAAGCUCAUAAAAUGGUUCUAUCGGCUUGCAGUCCGUACUUUCAAGCCCUGUUUGUCAAUCACCAAGAGAAACAUCCAAUCGUUAUACUUAAAGACGUACCUUACUCGGACAUGAAGAGCUUGUUAGAUUUCAUGUACCGGGGUGAAGUGAGCGUCGACCAGGAACGUCUGACGGCGUUUCUGAAAGUAGCCGAGAGUUUAAGGAUCAAGGGGCUGACAGAGGUCAAUGAGGAGAAAUGCGAUAUACCCGCCCUGACGAACUCUUUGAUACAACAGCAACAGGGCAACACCGCUCACACUCCGCCACCGCAAUUACACAGAAUACACCCGUACAUGCACCAAAAGAGGCCUGCGUCUGGCAUACCCAGCGGAGGAGCGCCUCCUAAUCUACUGAUGCCUUUAUUGGGCAAUGCGUUGAUGCAACCGAAGCGAAAACGAGGCCGACCAAGGAAACUGAGUGGGAGUUCCAGCGAUGCCCUCAACACCGCCGCGAGUCCUCCGGGAGAAUUCAUCCCUGAGUCAGCAUCGCACACGUCGUCAAACAGAGCCGGGGACCAACUGAUACGUGGCUCGCCGGAAAUGUUGGAGGUCAAAAUGUCCAUGGAUAGUUUUAACGCGGAAGACGGAGUCACCUCUGGGGGCGAGGAUGCUGGGGAAGCGCUCAUGAUAGACGAAGGAGACGACGCACAGUCCAACGAGGCUCCCCAGUCCGGCAAAGACUCAGAAUCAGCAGAUAAUGAUAAACAGCCCAAAGAGGAAACUCAUCAAAAUUUUCCAUCAAACGGUCCGAUAUUGUCAAUCGAGAAUGGAGCCAUUAAACAGGAACCAGCCUGUGAACAGAAUGACGAAUACAAUGAGCACAUCGAAUACAAAUACAAUCCUGACCGAAGCCGCGAGAACUCCAACUCCCAGGACGGCCCCGUCAAGGACGUCGAAGACAAGAUAAGACUAGGUCGUAAUUUAAAGCCAAAGAAUAGUAAAAAAUUACAACCCCAAAUGUCUAAGUUUAGAGCACGCACGCUGUUCAACCAGCUCUCUGGCCUCUCUAAUUUAAAUCCAGCACUGAACAGCUUCGAUAAGUUUCCGCCAGAAACCGUUCUCAUGCCGGCUCUCGCCACACAGCUGUUCGCAGCCGAAUUGGAACAGAACAACUUGAACAUGGUCAACAGCGAAGUGUCCGAUCUGGGGCAGACGAAUUGGGAACAACGCAUAUUCCCUUCGCCCAUCAGGAAAAAUAACAUGGCAAACGUCGGCAACUACCACGAGGAGACGAAUGAGUCUGUCAGGGAUUACUGCAUCAAAGAAGGCGAGAAUGUAUUCAGGUGCAAGAUAUGCGCCAGAGUUUAUACACACAUCAGCAAUUUCUGCAGGCAUUACGUCACCUCACACAAGAAAGACGUGAAGGUCUUCCCGUGUCCGAUAUGUUUCAAGGAGUUCACUCGCAAGGACAACAUGAUCGCUCAUCUGAAGAUCAUACACAAGAACCAGGCCAACGCCAACGAACAGACCGCUAAGCAAGAGUCUUAA
Messenger RNA from Danaus chrysippus (African queen), 1653 nucleotides. Lineage: Eukaryota; Metazoa; Arthropoda; Insecta; Lepidoptera; Nymphalidae. The record is from the annotation of a GenBank genome assembly.